Hemibagrus wyckioides is the source of this 2864-nucleotide messenger RNA. Its product is annotated as verrucotoxin subunit beta-like. Gene Ontology annotation, molecular function: carbohydrate binding; protein binding. Bases 63 to 2447 code for a protein of 794 amino acids. The record is from RefSeq and is a predicted model, not a curated record. The transcript is spliced from 9 exons. Lineage: Eukaryota; Metazoa; Chordata; Actinopteri; Siluriformes; Bagridae.
GAGAUGCUGCCUUAAACGCAGUAAGAAGACGGAGAGGAAGAGACACUGCUGUGAAACCAGUCAUGGAUUCCAGAUGCAUAAAAAUAGCUGCUCUGGGAAGACCCCUGUAUCCUGGCAUGUUGUAUGAUUGCCGAAGUGACUCCUUUAUUCCAGGUGUAACUUUAUGGAAUAAGAAUGCAUUGCUUGAGAAUCUUGAUGUUCAUAAAGAGCCUAAAACACAUCUGAAAUUUGCUGCCUCUGACAGUCACAGUGCAAAGGCAAACCUCCUAGAUGUAAAUGCUUCCCUUAAAGCCAGUUUCCUAAGUGGAUUGGUGGAGGUCGGAGGAUCAGCCAAGUACCUGCAGGAUACCAAAUCCUCAGAACAUCAGUCCAGAGUUACCAUGCAGUACAGUCAGACAACAAAAUUUGAACAGCUCACUAUGAACGAACUUGGUAAUAUCACCUAUCCACAAGUAUUUGAGCAGAAAACAGCCACUCAUGUCAUUACAGCAGUACUGUAUGGGGUGCAUGUUUUCAUGGUUUUUGAUUAUAUAAAAGCAGAAAAUGAGAACAAACAGGAAAUCCAAGGGAACCUCCAUGCAGUUGUCAAGAAGAUCCCUAACAUUUCCAUAAAUGGGCAAGCAUCACUAAAUUUGAAUGGAGAUGAACAAAAAAUGGCUGAGAAUAUAAGUGUCACAUUUUAUGGUGACAUUGAACUUGAAGAAACCCCCACCACAUACAAGGAAGUCCUGGAAGUGUACAAGAAGGUGCCUGCUCUGAUGAAACAACAACAAGACAAUGGUGUGCCUCUGACUGUGUGGCUGUAUCCUCUCAAUCUUUUGGAUGAUAAGGCUGCAAAGUUGGAGAGAGAAAUUAAUUUAAGCCUGGUGUAUCAAAUAGAAAGUUUACUGGAGGAGCUCAGUGAAAUUGAAAGAAAAUGCAAUGAUUUGAUCAACAGACCAAUAACAGAUGACUUUCCUGACGUAAAAAACAGGUUGCUAAAGUUUCAGGCAUUACAUAGGAAUUAUACAAGUUCAUUCCAGAAGUCAUUGUGCAGAGUGCUGCCAGCUAUUCGCUGUGAGAAAGAAGAAACUGCGGACAAGGCACUGUGGGACAUCCUGAACACCCAUUACACAUCACCCUUCAAUGCAAUCAACAUGAACAAUUGGUUAGAUGACAUUACAACUGAAUUACAGAUACUGAGCUCCUGUACCAAUGGACUGAAGGACGUCAGAAUUGUGAAAUCAUCUGGGUCACUCGUCAGUUUGUUUCUUGAUGUUGAUAUGGUGGUAUGUUUGUCAUUUACAUCUAUGAAGUAUGAUGACACCUACCUAGCAGCUCUACAAGACCUUGAGAACUCCGAAGUAUUUACAAAGCUGGGGCAAAAAAGUGAGAGAGAUAUCAUUCUCCAAGCAGCACAGCCUUGGUUUAAUUCUGACAUUUCUGCAAGGAUGAAACAGAAUCUUUCUCUUUUUACCUCUUUUUCAAAAGCAAAUAAAAAUGAGAAGGGAGUCAAAUUCAUCAUUGCCUCCAUAUCUGACCCCUGCAAUCCAGGAAUCUCCAUCCGACUAUAUCAGAAUGGCCUUCUGACAGAUCCUAAGUUUCAGCCUGUAUCCAAACCUCCCAAACCUGUGGUGAAGACCAGUAUUGGAAAAGUUACCCUGAAUCUUUCAAAAUCCCCAACUGGAGAGACGGUUCACUUCAGAGUUGAGUACAGGAUGACACCUUCAAAUGAUUCAGCAACUGAUGCUGAGGAAUGGACAGUCAUAGACACAUCAAAUACAGAGAACACCUUCUCACUCACUGGACUACAGCCAAAAGAACAAUACUGGGUUCGAUACAGAGCUGUGAGUAAUGUGGGAGUAAGUGAAGCCAGUGAUUCUGUCCCCUUCACCAUUAAUGGGAAGCUCACUGUGACACUCGACCAGUGGAACCUCUCUGGACCCAUCGUAAUUAAUAAACUAAGGACUAAAAUAAUGAACAGUCCUUCUGAUGUGAGACAUCCAGUCUGCAACCCUAACAAACCAUAUUUGGGAUCAAUCCCUGGAGGCUUGAGACCUGGUGUGGCUUUGUUCUUCCAAGGGGUUGUUCCAUCAGAUUGUAAACGUUUUGCAAUAAAUUUGCAGACAGGGCCGAAGUACCUUCAUGACGUCGCUUUCCACUUCAACCCCCGCAUGUCCUCAGUGGCCCUUGACAGCUGCAGGAAAGGGAAAUGGGAGAAUUUUGUGGAGAAACCAGGAGGCCCAUUUGUCAAAGGAGGACCUUUUGAUAUCAUCAUGGUUAUUAAUCCAGAAUGCUUUGAGGUGAUUGUGGAUGGCGUGGAAUACUGCACCUUUGAGCAUCGUAGACCGGUGCACAAUGUGAAUGCAAUUUGCAUUGAUGGACAGGUCUUCAUGAACACCAUUGCCAUUACUGAAGUGGAUGAUGUUAAUCUGAAAGUCAGAGUCACCAAUCCUGCCAACUUUUGAGGAUUCAAAUCUUCUCCAAUACCAGUGAAAUUUAUUUUAUUAUAUUCUGCUCAGUUAUAUCAGAAUUACAUCAGUUUAGGGACAUGAUUUGUCUUUUUAUUAAUCAGUUGUUGUUUUUUUACAUUCUUAUGAGAAUUUUUGUUGCUUAUUAUUGUUAGCAAUGCAUACUAUAUAUUCUUUACUACAGUUUUAUUGUACCUUAAUUACAGUCAAUGAUACAGGUAAUUUGCAUUAUCUGUUCACUAGUUAAAAGUCUUGAAUAAUUAAAAAAAAUCUUAAAAACCUGCACUCUGCAAAUCUCCAAAACCAAACAAGUUUCAGCACAUGACUGCAUACUUCAGUGGACACAGUUUUUUUUAUUUGAUUUUCUUAUUUCUUAUUAGUCUCCUCCUUUUCUGUUGCAAAUACCACAUUAGC